Sporothrix brasiliensis 5110 is the source of this 231-nucleotide messenger RNA. RefSeq lists its product as uncharacterized. The record is from RefSeq and is a predicted model, not a curated record. Gene Ontology annotation, biological process: mycotoxin biosynthetic process. The transcript has a single exon. NCBI's taxonomy places the organism in Eukaryota, Fungi, Ascomycota, Sordariomycetes, Ophiostomatales, Ophiostomataceae. Bases 1 to 231 code for a protein of 76 amino acids.
AUGGACCACCCGCUGCACUGUGUUGAUUGGAUCCGGCAGGCUCUGAUGUGUAACGUGGAUCUGUCUCUGGAUGCCACUGAGGAUUUCUGGACGUUUGGUCAUGAAAGCCGCCACAACUGCCGUGACUUUAAUGCUGUGCUUUCAUGGACCGAGGAGAACCGUUACCAGGGCUCGCUCGCAGAUCUGCGGAAAAUAACCCCAGCAAUGCCCGCACCGUGGUUACAGGAUUAA